AUGAUCAAUGGAUUGGAGUGGAGUGGAGAGAAGUGGAGUGGAGUGGAGUGGAGAGAAGUGCAGUGGAGUGGAGAGAAGGGGAGAGAAGCGGAGUGGAGUGGAGAGAAAUGGAGUGGAGAUAAGUGGAGUGGAGUGGAGAGAAGAGGAGAGGAGCAGAGUGGAGUGGAGUGGAGCGGAGAGAAGUGGAGUGGAGAAAAUGGAGUGGAGUGGAGUGGAGAGAAGUGGAGCGGAGUGGAGAGAAGUAGAGUGGAGUGGAGAGAAGUGGAGUGGAGUGGAGAGAAGGGGAGAGGAGUGGAGCAGAGAGAAGUGGAGUGGAGUGGAGUGGAGCGGAGUGGGGCAGGGCGGAGUGGAGUGGAGUGGAGUGGAGUGGAGAGAAGAGGAGAGGAGCAGAGUUGA
Haliotis rufescens (red abalone) is the source of this 396-nucleotide messenger RNA. Its product is annotated as armadillo repeat-containing X-linked protein 4-like. Lineage: Eukaryota; Metazoa; Mollusca; Gastropoda; Lepetellida; Haliotidae. The transcript is spliced from 3 exons. The coding region runs from base 1 to 396 and encodes 131 amino acids. The record is from RefSeq and is a predicted model, not a curated record.